This is a messenger RNA of Triticum turgidum subsp. durum (durum wheat), 318 nucleotides long. The record is from the annotation of a GenBank genome assembly. Lineage: Eukaryota; Viridiplantae; Streptophyta; Magnoliopsida; Poales; Poaceae.
AUGAGUUACAAGCCGUUGCCCCGAAGGACGGAGUGGCCAGACAGCGUUAUCAAGAAGUGCCCAGAGCUUGCCGCAUGCUAUUAUGCCACCAGGGCCAAUACGGAUGAGGUCGUGGAGGACAUGCAACGGAGGAUGCUCGAGACACAGAAAGACUACAGGCAACAGCUGAAAACCAAGGGCAUAGUCACCUACGAGGAGGAGGUUGAUGAGGACUACGACGAAGACGAAGACUAUGCUCCACUGCAUCCACCGGGUCGGAGGAGGCACCGACCUGGCGUCAUGAAAAAUUGCCAAGGAGAGACUAGGAGGCUGAAUUAA